Molecule: messenger RNA, 11276 nt
Organism: Amoebophrya sp. A25
Lineage: Eukaryota; Dinophyceae; Syndiniales; Amoebophryaceae
Source: the annotation of a GenBank genome assembly
GGUUAGUCGACUGCAAUAUACACAUUCUCCACCCAUUUAGGAACUUCAAUCAAAAUCAACACCACAAAUAAGAAAAACAAAAAAUGUCCUCACGCUGCGCCCGUCUCUGUCCUGUAAUAAGGAGUCUGCUCAUCUCAUGCAAAUAAGAUUCUUGACUAUCUAAGGAUCAAAAGCAUACUUGGCUAGUCGAGCAUCAGGUGAUUGUGGAAAAAUUUUGGUGCAACAGUUUAUUUGUUGCAAAACAGAUGGGUGACAGGACGGAGGACGAAUAUGGACGCAAGUAAAAUACAACUCUCUCACUUCUACAAGUAAGUAGUACUACUUACAUGACAUCACAGAGGCUACUAGAGCUACCACGCGAAACGAGCCGGGGUAUGUGGUAGCUCUUCGCCAAACACGGAUGCAAGUUGUGUGGUAGCUCUGGCACAAACACAGAUACAACGAGUUGUGUGGUAGCUCUGUAAGGAAGACACAUUGUGCGCUGCCGACACGAGAUAUAACUCGCUUUGUGGUAGCUCUGACACGCACAACGAGUUGUGUGGUAACUGAAUGCAACGCGCUUUGUGGUAGUUUUAGCAUGAACAACGACUUGGGUGGUAACGACAACAGACUGCAACGCGGUGUGUGGUAGUUUUAGCAUGAACAACGAGUUUGUGGUAGCCGAAUACAACGAUUUGCUUGGUAACGAGGUAGUACAGCGAGUUGUGCGGUAACGGUCACAGAUACAGCGAGUUGUGGACACAGACACAAAGAGUUAUGUGGUAACGGUCACAGAGCCAACGAGUUGUGGACGUAUAUACAGCGAGUUGUGUGGUAACGGUCACAGAGAGUACAGCGAAUUGCGUAUUGUCUCUUGGGUAUUUUCCCGGUUAUUCAAUGGCAAUUAUUGGCAGCUCAAUCACUUGGAUCGUCGAAGCUUGAUCAAGAUGAUUGGAGGAGUUGUUAUGGCCAGCUUUUGUUCAUGUUUCGAAGUGAAUUUUUUAAUGAAUGGCAUCAAUUGAAGCACACUCUAAUCAAGUACGAAACGCUAUCCCUUCGGUUGGUUUUGCGUCCUCUGCGAAACCUUGGAGCCGCGUAGAGGCCUGGAGCAGGAUGAUAACUUUCCUGUCAGCAUCGUUGCUGGUUGCGCUUCUCGUUUUUCCAGUACGGGAGGUAAUGAUAAACAUGAUUAUAUUGUUAUUGCACCAGGAGGAUCCCAUCAGCAUGAAACUUCAUUCACCAUGCAUGGUAAUGAUUUUUUUGAUACUUUUUUUUAGUAUUCUGAAAAUUGCCUUGCAUGAACCAGGUAUUGGGUCACAGGCAAUGCAUAGCCGAAGUGAAUGGGAAAUCGGAGGUCUUUCGGCCAUCGAAACUUGGCAUGCCGUGCCCUUGCAGCUAUUGCGUGAACCUCAGCGUCCCCGCGGAGGAAUUGCGGAGUGACGGUAGCCGUCUCGACACUCACAGUCAUUGCGUCAUUCCCGGCCCGGAGGAUUACUGCGCAUCACGGAUGACAGGUUCACAGCUGAAAAGAUUCGACAUGCGUGGCAGAAAAGCACAUGAAUCCAAUUUAUUCGAUGCGGGCGAAAUUCGUAACCGAUUUUGCGGCAACAAAAAUAUGUACGAGAACAUGCAUAUUGACGUCUGCAACCCAGAAAAAAUUUUCGCCGUGUCUACCACAGUCCGUGCGGAAGAGAAUAAGUGUGGGCCGCAGCAGAUCGGAGGUAACCCCAAAGUCGCUUCGUUACGGCGUUCAAGAUAAGUCAUCAGUAAGCAAUUAUCAUUAUGAUUCGUAGAGCAAGGGCAAUUGGUGUAGCUGUACUAGCACCAAGCAUGUUCAAGGACUCCGCAGGAAUAGACUUUAAUAGUACUGUUGUACUUUUAUAUAGAUAACUGACGUAAGCGUCAAUUUUUUCGUCGUCUAAACUUCCACAAGACUACUGUCGCAAAAAACUGCCAAAUCGGGAUCGAAGGCUUGAAUUCCGAGAAGGGCAGCUGCGUAGCGCAAACAGCAAUUGCUAGCCAAGCGCCUUCUGUUGUUCCUUUCGGUUUUUUUUUGUCGACGCUUAUCAACAAACCGGGUCUGUCUUACACCUUUCUGAACGUGUUCCUGGAAGCGUCGGCGGAAGCGCAACGACCGGGGGUUGACCAAGGAAUUAUUAUGGAAGGCGUUCGUGGUGCAGGACUUAUAGUCUACUUUCCUCUUUCCUAUUUUGAUACACCGAUAAGUUUGACGAUGACCAAAACGAAGUGUGUGAAGCAGGUUUCACUCUUUCUCUGAAGGAUCCCUUUCAAUGAAUGUGUGGCCAGCUUCUCGUGGAUGAAGAACUUUCAAUGCGAAUCGCUGUCUGUAAACUAGGGAUAUGAGUAGAACAACCUCAGACCUUUACUAUUGAUAUCUAUCUAUCUCCCCCUCACCGAAUGUGGGUUGUCGUUGGCCCGUUUUGUGAUCCUCACAUGUGCAAAUCCACCAAGUGCUGGUCUGAAUCAUGGUGUGAAAGAAAAAAUUGUUCCCCGCUUUUAGCGCACAGAUGUGCUGCCCAAGAAGUUUCUGCCCACUCUGUCCCCUCUUCAUUUUCUAGAAUAUCGUCAUGAAUGCGGACGCAAAACUUGUGCUGCUGCGAAGUCCGCAAUAUUGCUGUGCAGCUCAGGGACCUGGUCUACCGUGCUUUGACCCGAAGCUAAUUAAGAACUGCUUCACCGAGGCAUUCAAAGCGCACGUGGAAUUAUGAUCAAGUCGUUCAUAGUGGCAACGCACGUACCUCAAAUGAUCUGGACAUCGUGCAAGGGUUAGAAUCGUCCUUUUCUUUGCGUAGAGUCUCUUCAGCAUGGAUUCUCAGAGAAAGGUGCGCAUUGUCUCAUGCUGUCUUGCUUGAUUCUUUGAGCUUAUAAUCCUCACUUUAAUUUGCAACGCCCUUCGGCAAUUUAUCGACGCCUUCCGGUUGUCUCACUUCGUGGACUACACAACAAUCAAAUACUGGGUACACAUGGCACGGCACGGGGUGCAGAUAGAGAUAACACCGAAAGCGAAUCCGACAGGUAAAGGACCAGUUUUCGUCAAACUGGAUCCCGAAGCUUACCAGGAAGCGCAGACGCAUGGGUACGAGUGGCAAUGGGGGUCCGAAGGCGCUGAAGAUCUUUUUUCCGGCCCGCAUACUGUAGCUCAGCAGCUGCAACAGGGGAUGAUGUACUAUGUAGGUGGUGGAAACCUCUUCGACCUGAUGGCAACGACGCGCAUUCCAACCACGAAUCAUGGUGUCAUCAUCCCUGGGCGACGUGUGAGUGGCACCAGCGAAGCAAAAUGCGAUGAAUACACCUUCGUUGCGGAGCAUCCCAAAUACUACAAGAAUUUGUGCAACUACUGGCGUCUUCUGCGGGACGGGGCGCCGAACCCUUCCACGGAAAAUAAACCAUACCGCAUUUUAUGGACAGGUCCUUGCUACGCUAUGUGAACUGUGUUAUUUGAGUCUACAGUAAUUAGAUUUGACAGGGGACGACAGGACAUCUAAUUAUUUCAGCAGAAGAACGAACUCACUCUAAAUCUCGCUCUCCUCGCUGGGCAAUCAGCGGGUUCGAUGAUCAUGUCGGAAAACGUCAAUUUUCUGCACUUCAGGCUGUCCGGUGACCCGCCUCCUCAUAUCAUACAGAAUCCUGAGGACAACCAAGGCAAACGUUACGGGUAGUUUUUCAUUAUGUCCUAUUUGGUACGCCAUUGAGAAAACCCUUCACAUUCGAAAGGAGGAAGGCGACCACGGAUGAACUUGGGGCAUUAUGAUGAAAAGUUACCUCUAAACCCUCGCGCCCGCCUACUGGGAACACCAGAAGGGCGACGGAAAUAAUGAGAACUUUUGCCCUGGAGUGCCGCAGCUUCCUGAGAAAUGUGACUAUUUUCAUAGCGACAAUUCAUAUGGCGACAAGUAUGUUACCAUAGCUCAUCUUGCGAAGAUACGAUAAGGACUUAAUCUUCUCAGCUGACCAUGAAACCCACUCUGCACUCCUAGAGGUGCAAGGGAAUUCAAGCAUUUCUAGUGUUGAUAAGAGCCAGUUGUUGAUUACGUACAAGACACGAGAAAAUACUGCGGCGUUUUCCACUAUAAGAUACUUACGUGGAAUCUGUAACUACUAUCUUCGCUCUAAUUUAUUGCGCAAUUCGUUACUGGGGCGCAAGGUUUAAGGACCUGUCGCAUGCAACAGCAGGUGGCUUUAGCAUCUCCCAGAUGGACUCCCCGUCAGCUCUUGCAGAAAACAGGGGAACCCGAAGCUUCAGGCAUCACCCCCAACCUGGCGCCGUGUGAACCAGCGUGCCUCGAAAAAUGCGCAUCUGCGUCGUUUUCAUGUGACGACUUGACGUCUUUGCUCGUUGGUGGAUCUACGAAUCUGGGCUUCGGCUGCUCGCAUCACGACGUCUCAGUUCUGAGUAACAAUCCGCGUGAGUGGGACUUGGCCGAAGCUUACACUACUUUAGGCUGGAUUGGCGGCGACCUGAGUCUGCGUCCGCACGCGUGCAGAAAAGAGAUUAGCAUUUCCACCGCGGUAAGUAGUAUAUGGAGCAAAUCUUUCUGAUAUUGUAACGAACUUCGUGAGGGCCUAACAGAUGCUGGCCUGAUAAGCUAAGAUACGCAAAUCUUCUUGCCCUCAUUCAACCAAGAAGAUGAUACAAUUGACCCGUCAUCUUGGGUUCCCUGCUAGAUCAUCGUUUCUACAAAGUGGAAGACUUAUCAUUGAUUCAUUACUGCAUGUCGGAAUCUUUCAUUUCGCAAAUGAAAAUCAGGGCGUACAUUCGAGCAAAAUGGAGCUAAAAGCAACGUACAAACCUGAUGAGUACCCGAUGAAGGCAUGGCUAGCAUCUAAAAUGGUGUCACCAGCAGUUCCGAUGUUCGUUUACGCAGAUGGCUCGGUGUUGAUUGGCAUUAUGCUCGGGUGUUUUUCACUAAAGUUUGCUAAGUUUUGAGAAUUUGAAGUAUCUUUUAAACGAUUGGAAUUCCUCAUGGUGCUCUCCCAUCAAGCAAGGCGAAGCGGAGCUGGGCUUCCUUUGGGCAUCCUUUUUUCCUCUUGAAGAGCAUGAAAGUGAACGGGAAGUCGAGAAAUAGAAUAUUGAAAUUGACCACACUCUAAUGUGAAAUGGAACAACGACGGUCAUCGCCAGUUGCGUUUAUCGAUAGGGAAUGCCGAUUUUGAUUUGCUUACCGAUGUUAAGGCGUAGUAGAGUGUAUAGGGAUAUCGCAUCAGCAGUUGCGAGUGAUGGAUCAACUCAUAGGUUGAUUGCUUGAUUGACUCACCAUUUCUGCCUGCCCCCUCCUGGCUGAUAGAUCAUUCAGUAAUACCUGCCAAAUUCCAUGGAUGGUGAACAUGAAGAUCGCGAUGGUAGGAGCAGACAACUCAGUCAUUGCGUGUACAAACAGUGAUUGUUUUUUUCAGCAUUUUGUAUGUUCAAGCUUCAUGACUUGCCUGCUCUAACAAAUGGGACUCAGACGAAUCCGACACACCUCGUGUAGUUAUGAGCACAUUUAUUAGGCGUUGGAUGACGUGCUGUACAGAAUCAUCUUAUUAUUUUGUGUCCUAAGAUCAGAUGUUUAGAACUUGUCUCGUCUAGUUCGCCUAGAGACAUUACUGACAUCGGAACUAGUCGCUCUUUUUGCGAAAGCCAGUGAAAUACUUGUGCUAAGUGACUGCGUGCUCUAAUAUUUCGGGAGCGCCCUUACGGCCAUUUUAUUACUAGACUUCAGCGCCCGAUAGCUCUCCCUCCACUAGAAUCCUCCACCUCCUUCGAGCAUUUCCUUCGCCAAGACGCGCCUCCCCCGCUCCUCCUCCGCCAGCUCGCGACGCUUUCCUGGCGAAGUGAUCCGCGCCAGAGGAGUCGGAACAGAAGCGCCGCGGAAUUUAACAGAGGAGGUUUUUGAGAUGUCUCAAGGUUUGUCUGCUUUUGAAUUUAGUGCAGGGCUUUGGAUUGGGAGCCUUGAGCGCGGAGCCCCGCGCGUAAGUCUUUGAGGUGGAGAAUUAGGGCGAGAGUGAUGGAAGCUUUUGGCUUGCAGCUUGAAGCCCGCGGCCGCUUUCAGUGUGAAGAUUUGAGCUUCAGCAAAACUCGAGGCGUAGAGCUUCGGGCUUGGCGCUUUGAUUUUGAAGCUUUGGACUUGCAGGCUGAAGCGUUGGACCCGAGCGAAGUUGUGGGCUUGAAGGGUUUGGCCUGGGGUCUUGGGUCUGAGAUUUUGGGUCUGAAGUUUUGGGCUUAUAAGAUCUUGGAUCUGGGGCUUUGGGUUGGAAAUGUUGGGCUUCAGGCGCUUGGUUUGAAGUCUUGGCUUUGAAAUUUUGGGCCUAAAGCCUUCCUUGGGCCCGAAGUUUUGGGCUUGAAGUUUGGGGCUUGAGGCCGUGGGCCUGAGGCUUUGGGCUGGGGGUUUUCGAUCUGAGUUCUUGAUCUUGAAAAAUUUGAGAAGUUUGAAACUUAGUUUUGGUUGACAAAGUCAAAACUUUGCGGCUUUUGCGCUCUGGGGUUGAAUUCGCUGGAUUUGAAUUUCUCAAGUCCCGGACUUGGAAUUCUCAAAUCCCGGACCAAGUCCCAAAGUUUUCGAUUUUAAACAUUUUGUCUGAGGGUCCGCUUCUUGGCUUCGAAUUUCUCAAACUUCGAAGAAUUCCGCGCUAUUUUGUCGCUUUGGGACGGAUUAAAUUUGCUGGAUUUGGGUUUCUCCAUCCCAAAAUUUUUCAUUUUCGACGGCUUCCCUGAAAUUCAUUUUCUUGGCUUCGAAUUUCUCAAAUUUCGAAGCCUUCUGCGUUAUUUUGUCGCCUUGGGAUUGGGUUCGGCACUCGCUGGGCUUGGAUUCCUCAAACCCCAAAACUUUCGACUUUAAGCCGCUUCGCUGAGAUUCAAUCUCUUGGAUUUGAAUUUCUCAAACUUCGAAGCUUUCCACGUUAUUUUGUCGCUUUUGGAUUAAAUUCGCUGGAUUUGAAUUUCUCAAACCCCAAACUUUUUAACUUUAGAAAUUUUUUCUGAAAUUCAAUUUCUUGGAUCAUGAGUUCGAGGGUUCCUGCGUUCGUGAGCUUGUGGGCCCAUGAGAUUACGGGCGGAAGCUCAUGAGUUUACGGACAUAGGUGCGCGGGUUCAUGCGUUCGUGAGUUUAGGGGUUCGCGAGUUCAUGGGUUCGCGAGGUUGUGGGUUCAUGGGGUUAUGGAGUAAGUUCUCAAGUUCGUGGGUUCCGGGGUUCGUAAGUUUGUGAGUUUGCAAGUUCGUGAGUUCUUGAGUUUAUGCGUGCAGGUGUUCAGGGGUUUAGGGGAUCAGGGGUUUAGAAGUUCAGGGGUUUGGGGGCUCAUGCGUUCAGGGGUUCAGGAGUUCCGGGGCUCAGGGGUUCGCGGGUUCCUGGGUUCAUGGGUUUGGGGUAUGGAGGUUUUUGUGUCGGAGGUUCAGGGCUUCGGCGUUGGGGGGUGAGUUCAUGGGUACAGGGGUUUAGGGGUUCAGGCGUUCAGAAGUUCAGGGGUUUAGGAGUUUAGGGAUUUAGGGGUUUAGGAGUUCAGGGGUUCAGAGGUUUAGGGUUUCAGGGGUUCACGAGUUCACGGGUUUACGAGUUCAUGGGCUCGCGGGUUCCUGGGUCCCUGGGUUGUGGUUUGUGGUUUGUAUCUCGGAGGUUUGGGGCUUGGGAGUUUUUUUGUCGGAGGCGGAGGGUUUGGGUGUUGGAGGUUCGGGUGUUGGAGGUUGAGGUUUCGGAUGUGAAGUGUUUGCUGAAUUUUGUUGCUCUUAAUAUUGCAACCGACAUCGUAUGGACAAUUGUUUUUCCUUAAUUUACAGCUGGUACUAGGGAUUAGGUAUCUUCUAGCCUGACCCUUCACCAGGCACAUCAAGCGAUUAGUCAGGGUCCCGUGGGACUCUUAUCUGCUCUAACGAGUCGAAGCAUGGCACAACAACCCCGGUCAUUCCAUUUACAUCUCGCCCCCCGAAAGCUAUGAGCAUUUUAAUUAGACGUUUGAUGACGGGCAUAAAGACUUUUUAACUUUCUAGUCUUUCCCGUAACUUGAACGUCUUUCUAGUAAUUCCGAUCUCUAAAGGUCCUGCUAUUUUUCUCGUAGUAUCUCUCAAAUCAAUUCCAUCGAUGGGUAAUAAUAAGAUGGAAAUACUAGAAGCAAACAGCUCAGCCAUUGCGUGUACAGUCAAUGCUUGUAGUAUUUGGGAUUUUGUAUCUUCAAGUUUCACGACUUGCCAGGUAUGAAGCUGCUCUCUGCUCUAACAGGGUAGAAAAGAUGGAGCUGCGGUCUGUUAGUAGUGAGGAAGCCGAACAAGACGUUAUGGGCAUAUUGAUUAGAAGAUUGCUGACGUUUAUCGGCACCUUUUUAAUUUGCCUUCCAGAAUUUAUUAGAUAUUGAAAACUUAUGCAUUGCGCAGCGGCUUCUCUGCUACUCGAGCUAGGUUACUUACAGAUUCGCUUGUGUUGUGAAAGCAGGCAUGUCACUGAAACACUUGUUGCAAAUUUCUAUCUGCUCUAAGCAUCCACCAGGGCCUCGACCAGGUUCUAUGCCAUUCACCCCGAAAGCGCGUGGGAAGCAGGCUUCCUUCCUAGAGGCCGUAGACGUGGAUCCAAUCGCGGAACCUCCUGAAGCCUCGACUUCCGUCUCAAAGCCAGAGCUGGAAUCGAAUUCCCAACCAAAGGCAGAGUUGGAAUCCAACUCCUUUCUGGAGUUGCUGACGCCGACCGAUGGUUCCCACGACAAACCGAUUGAGCGUCACAGUGUUCAUCUUAUGACUAACGUACAAUAGGGGUCGACCUCAUCAUGUAGUAGAAGUGACAGUAGUAGUGCUGGUAACCACUAAGGCCUAAGCCCUAAUCCCUACAUCACAGUUGAUCUGUUGUUCUAAUCAUCAGAUACACGCUGCUAAAAAAGGUUGUAGACAAAAUGAAAAUGUCCAACUACUUAUUGCUACUUCUAGUGCUAACCGUAUUAUUAGUUUUUAAAGAACUUCUCUACAAGAAGUGUCUUCUAAGAGUCUGCAUCAGGAGGACGAAAGUGCAGAAACGGACGAGGUGGAUGAGUUCUACGAAUAAGGAUUGUGAAAUGUUUGAUACACUGAAAAGAAUUUGAUACACUGAAAAAACUAGACGACCUUCAUCAUCCGUGAACUGUUAUAAUAGUCUAAUUCUCACAAACCACAAAGUUAUCGGUAGCUUAGAAGUGCUACUCGGGAUGCCAAUCAAUCAAUCAAUCAAACUACACAAACUUCAUCAUCCGUGUAGUGUUAUAAUACUCUACUUACCUCCUUCAUCCAAAUUACAUACUUGGAGCGCAUAAGACCGCACAAUCGGCCACAAAUCUACGCAUAUCGGAGGAGCCACACACUCGACCCCUGUAGAAUAACUAACCUAAUACACAAUGUAGCCGCACAUUCGACCCCUGUACCUAAUACACAAUAUUGCAUAACUACUACUCCUAGUACUACUACUCCUACCCCUCCUACUACUCCCCCUACUCCUGCUACUCCUACUACUCCUGCCACUCCUCCUACUACUCCUAGUACUACUCCUACUAAUACGGACCCUACUGUUUAACUACUACUGCUACGAAUCCUUCUACUCCUACUACUACUAAUACGAACCCUACUACUCCCACUGCCCACAUCCCCCUCUAACAUUUGGACGCUCUCGGAAUGGGAGUGUAGUUCGGGAGGAGCUUGGAAUGGAGGUGGAGGAGUGGAGAUAGGGGGUAGAGUUCAGGAGGAACUUGGGAUGGAGAUAGGGGUUGUAGUUCGGGAGGAACUUUAGAUUUACAUAGGGGGUAGAGUUCGGGAGGAACAAAGAAGGGGCUUGAGCUCUUUUAGAAUAGGCUGAUGCUUUUUUAGAAGGAGUUAUUGCCUUUUUUUCUAUUGAGUGAUGGGGAUGAGAAGGACGCACGGAGAAUCUUUUCCCUUUCGAUUGACGUUAAUUUGAGGGGGUGUGUUGAGGAGUCUCUUCUAUAGGGACGAUUUAGGGAUGGAUAGAAGGUGCUCACAUUCCUAUUCUUAGUAGGUGGUUGAUAGGUAAGAGGUCUUCGAUAGGUCACGGGCCGAUCAUCUAUGGGUAGCAUCCUAGGUCUUGUUGUAGGAAAAUAUCAAUAUGUUUUCUGUGGUGGGACCAUGUUUCCGUUUCCCUGUGGGCCAUAGGAUGAAAGGAAAGUAAGACCUAAGGGGGAGUAUUGAAAUGGAGUUGCGCCUCAUGCCUAGAAGAGGGUAGUGGAAUUACAUAGGAGGCUGCCUGAGUUGUGGGGCUCGUUUCUUAGCAGAUUGGGCCUAGCCCAUUGUCCUCUAGAAGAGUGAAGAAACCUGCCGCAGUGGGGCUCGUUUCUUAGCAGAUUGGGCCUAGCCAAUUGUCCUCUAGAAGAGUGCCGCAUAAGAACCUGAGACUAAGAUGACUUGUCAUCUAGAGAAGGAGCGAUGCUGCUCAAGUACCAUAGAAGUGAUCAUGCUUCCUAGGACGUACAGGUGAAUGCGGUGUGAUAAUGUUUAUCUUUCCACGGACGCUGAAAUGCGCUGGACAACAACUUAAGUAAAUAUCUUUUUGUUUGCAAACUUUUCACAGAAUACUCAUUGAAUCACAAUUUUUGGCAGUCAAGAUUGUUAUUGUUUCUUCAAUACCAAGAUUAAAUCUAGCGAACAAGAUUAAAAAUUUUGUCAGUCUGUUUUCAACAACCAAUGUUCGAAGGUCACUUUUCCAUUUCAAAUUAAAUUAACAAGUUACAACUUAUAGCAAUCAUCAAGUCGCCUCUCAUCGGCUAAAUAUCGAUGAAUAUCCAGCAGAAAACGAAAAUGCUUAUUCAACACAGUUAAAUGAAACGCUCUUCCGAGGAUAGCACCUCGAACUAACUAUUUUUGACAACGUUUACAAAGAACAACACUUACAAUGACCACCUUUUUCAUUAUUCACACUUACAACGGUCAAUCCGUCACAACAUUACUUUUUUUCGCACAAACACAAGUAGUACAACGAACUUGAAGCACGACAAAAUAUGGGUCAAAAAUAUCUAUCAAAUGUAAAGAAUCAAAGAACACCAAGCAAGUGUAAGGCAAACAUCAUCAAAGUAAGGCUUUUUAUGCACUAAAACUGUCUUCAACAUCUCAACAUUUCCAGUACGCAAGCAGUUUCAUUCAAGCAAACAGGAUUUUUCUUGCACAGGAUUUUAUUGGUGUAUAGAUGAGAAAUGACCGAAUUUCACAUAUCCCGCAUAAAAAUGAGCCUCUUAAUUGAGUAUGCUGCACACAUAAAUAGAAUGGAUGGAGGAACAAGAUUGCUGCAAGAGCCUGAAGAAGAUUUUCACUGGGAUGGUCUGCGUUGCCUAAAACGCGUCGGGGC